GGCGGCGGGCGUGGUGGUGGGCGUGGGCGGUGCCGUAGGCGUGGGUGGCUGCUGCUCGGGGCCCGGGCACAGCAAGCGGCGGCGUCAAGCUCCCGGGGUUGGUGCGGUUGGUGGGGGUAGUCCAGAGCGUGAGGACGUUGGCGCAGGGUAUAACAGCGAAGACGAGUACGAAGCAGCUGCAGCGCGCAUCGAGGCCAUGGACCCUGCCACUGUCGAGCAGCAGGAGCACUGGUUUGAAAAGGCCCUACGAGACAAGAAAGGCUUCAUCAUCAAGCAAAUGAAGGAGGAUGGCGCCUGUCUUUUCCGGGCUGUAGCUCUGGCAGAGCCCCCAGGCCUGGAAAUGACAAUUGACCCUUCCAUAGGCGAACCCUCCAGGGAGGGAAAGGGAAGCGAAGGCGUUCUUCCAACAGUUCUUCGGAGAGCUGACCAGGUGUAUGGAGACCAGGACAUGCAUGAGGUUGUGCGAAAGCAUUGCAUGGACUAUCUGAUGAAGAAUGCUGACUACUUCUCCAACUAUGUCACAGAGGACUUCACCACCUACAUCAACCGGAAACGGAAAAACAACUGCCAUGGCAAUCACAUUGAGAUGCAGGCCAUGGCGGAGAUGUACAACCGUCCUGUGGAGGUGUACCAAUACAGCACAGAACCCAUCAACACAUUCCAUGGGAUCCAUCAAAAUGAGGAUGAACCCAUCCGUGUCAGCUACCAUCGGAAUAUCCACUAUAAUUCAGUGGUGAAUCCUAACAAGGCCACCAUUGGUGUGGGGCUGGGCCUGCCAUCAUUCAAACCAGGGUUUGCAGAGCAGUCCCUGAUGAAGAAUGCCAUAAAAACAUCGGAGGAGUCAUGGAUUGAACAGCAGAUGCUGGAAGACAAGAAACGGGCCACAGACUGGGAGGCCACAAAUGAGGCCAUUGAGGAGCAGGUGGCUCGGGAAUCUUACCUGCAAUGGCUGCGGGAUCAGGAGAAACAGGCCCGCCAGGUUCGCGGCCCUGGACAGCCCCGGAAAGCCAGUGCCACAUGCAGUUCGGCCACAGCAGCAGCCUCCAGUGGCCUGGAGGAGUGGAGCAGCCGGUCCCCACGGCAGCGGAGUUCAGCCUCAUCCCCUGAGCACCCUGAGCUGCAUGCUGAGCUGGGCAUCAAGCCCCCUUCCCCAGGCACUGUCUUAGCUCUCGCCAAACCUCCUUCGCCCUGUGCUCCAGGUACAAGCAGUCAGUUCUCGGCAGGGGCUGACCGGGCUACUUCCCCACUCGUGUCCCUCUACCCUGCUCUGGAGUGCCGGGCUCUCAUUCAGCAGAUGUCCCCCUCUGCCUUUGCAGGUCUGAAUGACUGGGAUGAUGAUGAGAUCCUAGCAUCGGUGCUGGCAGUGUCCCAACAGGAAUACCUAGACAGUAUGAAGAAAAACAAAGUGCACAGAGACCCAGCCCCAGACAAGAGUUGAUGGAGACCCAGGGACUGGAUGCCAUCUCCUAACCCCUCCACUCCUGCCCUCUGGUGCCACCCCACCUUCUUUGUCUUUCUUCCCUCUUGCCUUCUUCCCUUCUCCCCUCUUUUCCCUUCUCCCCACUUCCCUCUGGCUGGCCCACCCCUGCACUCCCUCUCAUCGCUGCCACCACUACCUUUCUCUCCACCAGCUGAUGUGCCCUGUUGCCCCCCGCUCAGCACCAUCCCUGCAUUCCACAGGGGACUCGGGCAAGGGUGCCGAAGGUAGACGAGAGGCACACAGAGACAAACCAACCGGCAGCCAGGCAGCCCCAGAGGAGAGAGACAUUCAGACAGGAAAGUCUCCCUGCCCCCCAUUCCUUCCAGAUCAGAAAAACUUCACUGCCUCCCCCCACAAUGAUGCCAGGGAGGUGGGAGGACAAAGUGGGAAAUUUCCCUUCCCAGUACCCCAAGAAUAUCUGAGCUUUCAAUUUUGAUUUUUUUCUUUAUUAAAAUGUACUUUUAUCUCAUGAAAUCAACCAAUCAAAAAUGACGUAGAUGACAGCAUUGGCUCUGUGAAGGCGGCAUCCCUCUGGUUUGGGGGCAGGCAGGCCAUGGGGCAUGGAGGGGGCACAAAGAUGUGAGUUGCUGUCUUCUGGCCUCCAUCCCCGUGGAGGUGGGCAGAGGGUGUGAACUGGGGCAGGGGAUGGGGGUGGCAGGUGUCAGAUGGGCUUUGGACAAUGAAACCCUGACCUUGCUGCAUUCCUUUUGCUUCCACCACCACCACCAGUCUCUCUGGAAUUUUGGGGGAUCAUGGCCGCCACCCAGGAUUUGAGUGUAGGGAGUGGGAGCAGCCUCCGCAGAUGGGGCACCCGUGCCCUGCAGGUGUUAACAAGUUCUACCAUCUGUAAUGUCCUUGGCACAAUAAAACCAAAUGUCUGUGUCCCUGAGCAGUUCUGUUCUGUGUGGGUCAGGGGUGGGCAAGCCUCUGUGCGGAAGAAGCAAUAACACCGGCCUUGGCUUGACCUCUGAGGUCCAAAUGCUCUCCAGUAGGGUCUGUCUGGGGGCCUGGAGUUCAUAUUUGAUUUGCUGCAUAUUAAAUUUCCUUCUGGACCAGUUACCACCAAAAAAGCUCCACUUUUGCCUGCUGUGCCUGCCCCUGCCUAUUCCAUUUCCUGGGAGUGUGAUGGGAACAGAGGACUGUGAACUUGAGGGCAGAAACUGAACUUCCUGUCUGAAUUCCAGCUUUUCUGCCUGCCUCUCACCAUAAAUGUUUGCUCUUUCCUUGUGAUGAUCUGGUGAGGAAAUGCUUUGGAAAAGCACAACUGACAGCAGUGAGUUUGGUGGAAGAAACAGAGGGAACUCCCCUGCUUGGAUUUAGAAGCUGAGGAAUGGCUAAUCCUUUUUUGUUCAUGUCCCCCAGUCCAGUGACACCUCUGUUCCUGACCUUCCUAGGGGUAAAGCCAAGGCAGAGAAGGCUGACGGGCCUCCAGGUUUUCUCAAGUGUCUUUUUCAUUGUGCCUCAAUAGUGGGGUCCCUGUGGAAAGAUGUGUGUCUGGCUCUGCAGAUGAGGGCGUGGCUGCUGAGUGGCUGUCUACUGGGCAUCUUUGGAAUCCAGUGGUCAGGCAUGGCAUGUUGGAGAAUUGGUUUGAAACCCUCCUUUCGUGUCUUCUAGCUGUGUGGCCUUGGUCAGGUCACAGCCUCUCUGGGUUUCAGGUGUCCCAUGUACAACAGGGGUGGUUAAUGUCUACUACCUCAUGCUCUCUCUGGUUGUGAGCAUCGAGAGAGAAUGUAUAUGGUCAACAUAAUGUAUUACUGGGCAGAGUGCCUGGCACAUUGUGAGAGCACAAAUGUUAGCGGGUAUUAUUAAUUAUCCUAUUGUGGAAGUUUCUGCACCAUUUGGCCCCUGUCUACCUCCUCUUGCUGCUCUGUUCGGUUUCCUUAGCCUCUGCCUGCAAUUUGCCCUUCCCCUGUCCUGAGCCACCAACCUUAUUUGUCUUUUAACACAGGUAAAAGGUCAUCUUCUGAGAAGCCCUGAGUGACCUCAUUCACAUUCUAACUUCUGUCUACAAAUAUCCCCAAUAAUUGUACUAUAAAUAAACUUCCCGGGCAGGGGCUGUGA
Messenger RNA from Galeopterus variegatus (Sunda flying lemur), 3541 nucleotides. RefSeq names its product OTU deubiquitinase 5 (gene OTUD5). The record is from RefSeq and is a predicted model, not a curated record. The transcript is spliced from 11 exons. Bases 197 to 1438 code for a protein of 413 amino acids. Gene Ontology annotation, molecular function: cysteine-type deubiquitinase activity; K63-linked deubiquitinase activity. Lineage: Eukaryota; Metazoa; Chordata; Mammalia; Dermoptera; Cynocephalidae. Gene Ontology annotation, biological process: protein deubiquitination.